AUGAAACGUAUUUUCAAUUUAGCUUCAUCAACUUCACUUCAUUUCGGAGAACUUAUAUGGGCAAAAUUAGCAUCAGCACCAUUUUGGCCUGCAGUUAUAUUUACGGAAGAAAAUCAAGAUUGGAUUCGUCAUAAAGGAAAAUCUACAUAUGUACAUGUUUUCUUUUUUGGUGAAACUGCUGAACGUAGUUGGAUUCAAACAACACGUGUUUUACCAUUUAUUGGUACAGAAAAAUUUAGUAAACAACGUUCUAAAUGGCGUCGUAAAAUGAAAACUAAAAUGUUAGACGAACAAAAAUUAACAUUAAAAGAUAGAUCAAAUUUUAAUACUGCCAUUAAACAAACAGUUAGAUUAUCGAAAUUGUCAUUACGAAAACGUAUAACUAUACUUAAAAGGGAAUGGUGGUAUUGGGAUGAUCCUAUUGAAUCAGAAUCAUCUAUUGAAAGAUCACCAGAAGAAACAAUUAUUGAUGAUGAUGAUGAUGAUGAUGAUGAUGAUACACCAAUACUCACUCAAGAUCAGAAAAAUUAUACUGAAGAGAUUCUACAAUUAUUUAGUACAAAUCCAGAUGAAUUGGAUGAUAUUAUUUGUCUAUCAGAUAAUGAUGUUGAAUCACCUUUAAAGCAUACAUCAUCUGUUUGUUUUCAUCCGUUAACAUCAUAUGAAGAAGAAACAAUAAUUCGAGAAAUGAUUUCAUCUUCAAAUAAUUCAUUUUCAGCAUGUCGCUGUGUAGCAGAAAAAGAAUAUUUACAUUGCAUUCGAAAAAAUUUUCCAUCAACAUCUAUUAUUUCUGAACAUUGGUUCUAUUUGUUUGUUUUUCGUCAUUGUGAACGAUUAGCUAAAAUUUUUCCACAGUGGAUUAAUCAUAUGGAAACUUUAUUACUAGAGCCUCCAUUUAUUUCACCCAUACAUAUAUCACAAAUGAAGUCACUUAUUAUUUUAUUUAAACAAUAUUAUAGUAGCAAUCAACAGUAG
Adineta steineri is the source of this 975-nucleotide messenger RNA. The record is from the annotation of a GenBank genome assembly. NCBI's taxonomy places the organism in Eukaryota, Metazoa, Rotifera, Eurotatoria, Adinetida, Adinetidae.